Trichomonas vaginalis G3 is the source of this 1064-nucleotide messenger RNA. RefSeq lists its product as uncharacterized. The record is from RefSeq and is a predicted model, not a curated record. The annotation marks the transcript as partial. NCBI's taxonomy places the organism in Eukaryota, Parabasalia, Trichomonadida, Trichomonadidae. The transcript has a single exon.
AUGGAUAGAAAGUCUGCUAGAAUAAAAGCAGAGUUGCAAAGAUAUGGUUGGAGAGUUUCGAAGAAGUUUAAAUAUAAGAAAGGAAGACCCAUAAAAGUCUAUGACAAACUGGCUGGUCUUCGCUACGAAAUGGAUUUGGAAACAGCACGUGCAAAUUAUCCAAACAGACUAGAGAGGUUAGAAGAAGAACGUCUUAUGGACAUGCCUUUCGAUGUUAGUGAACCUCAAGUUGAAGGACACGACGGCUUUGCCAGAUUCUACUGGAAACAUGACGAACAAUUGCAUCCUUUGAGAAGGAAAAAAGGUAGUGCAGAGGAUGGUCAUGCUCCCAUGGAAAGAACAAGAUAUGCAUAUGAAAAGUACCGUGAAGUUAGAAGUCAAAUUACAUCUGGUCGAACUUUUACAGUAAACUUUGACGAAGGAAAGAACAAAGAAGGCUUCAUGGGUGUACUUGCUGCAAUUCAAGACGGAAAUAAGAAAGGACACAAUCUCAGAUUGACCAUAACGGAUUUGGAUGGUCACAUUUACUAUGCAAAUGGCAAUGAACAAACAGCUGCAAAACUUCUUGACGCUUUCAAGACUACAAAGAGAGAACAAAUGGUUGACUCCGACUCAGACAUUUUGAAUGCAAUUGAAGGAAUUGCAAGUGUCAAGUUCGAAUGGUACCAACCUAACCCUCAAGCAGUCAGACAACAUGCUGGAUACUUUCCGUUCAUAAAUAAGUCUGACAUUGACUUGACAAGGUAUGGAAUUUACAAUUCAAUUGAAACAAUUGUCAAUGAACCUUGCAUUCUUACAUGUCUCAGGAACUCUGGUCUUGUUUCAGAAGAGAAGAUGAAGUAUCUUGAGUCAUGUGUGAAGACAAGGUACAUUCUCAGAGGUCAAUUGGCAAAAAUUGCACCGUUGGCAAAUGUCAAUAUCCGAGUCAACAUACCUACAGCUAAAGGUUCUUCACAUGACGACUAUGUUGUUGAGUUCAAUUUACCAUGGUUGAAGAUUGUAAUUGUCCACAACCACUUCAUGUUGAACGAAAGUCUUACAAACCCAUUGUUCGGAAAAGGCAA